Messenger RNA from Lates calcarifer (barramundi perch), 2219 nucleotides. It is a transcript of the gene smim29, whose product is annotated as small integral membrane protein 29. The record is from RefSeq and is a predicted model, not a curated record. The transcript has 5 exons. Lineage: Eukaryota; Metazoa; Chordata; Actinopteri; Centropomidae. Bases 295 to 603 code for a protein of 102 amino acids.
GACUGAAACAGGAAGUAUUAUUGUUGUUGCUGGUGGUGGAGGAUAAGCUGCCCGAGAACUGCAACAUAACGUUACUCGAAACAGAGACCUUGCACAUCGCACAAUUUCUCGGUGAUUAGGGAGGGCAGUGAUACCAUGUGGAAGUCACAUGAACGACAAGGAUGAGGCAUAAACAACAAGGGGGCAGCUUGAGGAGAGAGCCGCUGCACACUGUUUGCCACAGGGAGGGGGUUUGCUGCUUGUAAAGGCCCUGCACAAGCAGCCCCCUGUGUGCCCCUUUCCUGAACAUAUGCAAUGAACAGCACUACUCAGCCCCCUGCCAUCAUAGAUGGGGAUGUGGCAGUCAGCUAUGUGUUGGUGCCAUUUUUCCUCAUCACCAUCAUUGGAAUAGCUGCGGCUGUGGUCAUGUAUAUUCGUAAGAAAAGGAGAAUUGACAGACUCCGUCAUCAGCUGUUACCAGUUUACACAUAUGAUCCUUCAGAGGAACUUAAUGAAGCUGAACAAGAAAUGUUGUGGAGAGAAGAGGACACACAGAUUGUACAAGGUUGGGCCAGAAGUUAUCAACAGCGACGCCCUCUUCUGGCCAAAGACGUCAAUGCAUGAUAGUGGUAAACCAUGGCAUCAAACACUGUCAGUGCGGAGAUGGCCCUCUGCCACACAGAUCAGUCAUUUUCAAAGUCAUGCACAAGAAUUUUCUUGAUUUGUUUUUCUUUAAAAUGGUUUGGCGGUAUCUUUGAGUACAUCAGCAGGAGUCUGCAUUUUUCUUUUUCAGCACAGGGUGACUGUUCAUUUAUGAGGUUCUGAUGCCAGUUUUGGGUGUGCCUAACAGACGCAGUACCUGAAACUUAUUUAUUUGAAAUUAUUUAUUCAAACUUUGCUUUACUGUGGUAUUCAGUGGCAGGACUCAGAGUUAAGAAAGGUGGAAUGUAUCUAAAGAGCAGGUUCCUGUAGGUGUGCUCUGUUGUUUACAUUUCUAAUGUUGUGGGCGACGUGUGGCAAGCAGUUAUAUUCCUGUGGGUUGCAGUAGGCAUUUGUACUGACGAUAAUUUAGGGGCUGUGGUAAAGAGUAUGAAUGUUCUGCACUAGUUAAAAAUUGUCACUCCUGCUAUGAGAAGGUUUGUGAUCAUUUGGUUGUGGUUGUUGUGUAGAGGUCAUUUCCAUUGCUUUAAAAACAAAUAUGGCUGCUUUCAUUAAAUGCUGUUAAACAGUCACAUUUGUUGACCUGAAACACUGCAACACCACUCCCAAAAAGAGCUUUAGCGUGAGAAGAUAAAGUUAGAAUUAGCUUGGUAUUUUCAGUUUCUUUUUAAGACAAAAGGUUGAACACACACAUACACCCUUUUGGUUUUAAUUUCUUCAGAGCUUAACUAGCCGGCCUAACAGUCUGCAUCUUCUUGUGGUUCAGCCAAAUCCUAUGACUCUUAUCAAAGGCAUGAAAAGCCAGAUAUGGGAGUAAAUAAAUCCAACCUCUUCUCAUCCCCAAAAUGAGUUGUGACUAGUACCCUAAAUAUGUCCUGUCUGCAAGGCAUGGCACCAGCACAGAUUUACCUCCAGCAGAAGAAUCUGUUCAUAUGAAUGCCAUAGGUCUGACUGUAUCAAGCACUCAGGAAACCCGCGCUUUCUCUCUCUUUUUUUUGUAACCUUUCCUGACCCUUAUUUGCCUUGCAUUUGUGAAUGUAAACUAAGAACAAUAGAACUGUUAAACUGUCCUGGAAGGGGAAAAACCCUCAGUUCAACAACUCAUGUAUUGCAAUGGACAGCUAAUGCUCAAAACUUGUGAUGUUAUCAGGUAUGACAUCUAGAGGUUCUUUAGAAUGAGAAUGAGCUCACACAUUGGAUAUGCUUCCUGCAGUAGGUUCUGGACUUGAUAACAUCUUUACCCCCAGAACAUGCUCCUCGGUGCUCCCCAGUCAUUUUUACAUCUCACUGUUUGUUUUCUAUGCAUUUAUCUAGAUUUUUUUUUCACAUAAUGGAAAAGUAUGAGAUGGGCGAUUCACAGUUUAGAUUGUACAAAUGUUUGAAUUAAUUCACACUGGGAAACUUUUCACGGGAGGCUGAUUUCAGGUUGCACUUGAAAAGUCAAAGAACUACUGAUGUAAAAUGUUAAUAGCAGCACUGUUAUGAAGUUUUACUUUUCAGAUUGUUGCACUGUUGUUUCAAGAGACUGAAUCAGGCUGAUUUGAAUGUUGAGGAUGUAAAUAAAGUAACUUUUGUCUUUG